Molecule: messenger RNA, 549 nt
Organism: Lactuca saligna
Lineage: Eukaryota; Viridiplantae; Streptophyta; Magnoliopsida; Asterales; Asteraceae
Source: the annotation of a GenBank genome assembly
AUGGAACAAAAUCUACCAGUUUUAGCAAAGAAAGUAUGGAGCUUAGUUCGAGUCGUGUACUUCAUGCUACGUAAAGGCAUAUCCAAGAAGAAGUUACUGCUCGACCUCAACAGGAUGAUGAAGUGUGGUAAGAUCGCCGGAAAAGCCUUGCAUAAUCUCAUGUUCCACAACCACCACCACCACUGGCCGGCGCCUUCCACCACCAACCGCCCUUCAAGUCACCUCUCCAGCCCUUCUCUUCCAUCUGGUGAAUACGAGUUCAGCUGCUGUAACAGCCCUUCUGCGGAGGGUCUUGACAUGAUGGCUUUCAAUGCGGCGGUGCUUAAGGCCGUGGAGAUGAUUCACAGUGAGACGGCAUCGCCGGCUCUUCCAGGGUUUGGGAGGAGUCCGAUGGUGAGGCAACUUAGAGUAACCGACUCUCCCUUUCCUUUGAGUAGCGUGCAUGAUGACAACCAGGUUGAUGAGGCGGCGGAGCAGUUCAUAAGUAGGUUUUACAACGACCUACGGCGGCAAAACACCAAGGCGUCUUUUGGUUCAUCAUUUAAUUAA